Molecule: messenger RNA, 3895 nt
Organism: Chara braunii
Lineage: Eukaryota; Viridiplantae; Streptophyta; Charophyceae; Charales; Characeae
Source: the annotation of a GenBank genome assembly
CUGCUUGGGAGUGUGGAAGCAAUGGAGAACACGCCGGGUGGAGAGGGGUCGGGCUGAUCCCCCCCUCCCGGACCGCAAGAAGAAAGGGAUUAUUGGGAGGACGAAGACAGGAUUCGGAGUUUACUGACGAUGUGCUUUGACGACGGGGUCUACCCGGCGGAGAUAGAUCCGGGGGAAAUGGUAGUGGAGGGAAGAGAAGUAAGAUUUAAGCUGAACACAUCCUUGGACGAGAUCAAGGUGAAGUGGCUUAAGGAGCGCACCGUGACUGUGAUUUUCAAGGAGGCUGCUAGGUUUCUGGCAAGGAACAUCAAGGAUGAUUUGGUUCGGGCAUUCGAAGACGGGUGGAUCAUGGGGAAUAGUACCUUGCAGCACAACAAUCGAAGGGGAAGGUUAAAGAUCGAGGGCCCAGGGGUGGCCUCGUACGUGGCCAAAACAAGGGAGGUUGCCGAUUUUAUCAAGACAGAAGGGCAGGUAGAGAUAACCCUUGGUUCGGAAACGUAUAAAGUUUUAUUUAAGCCCUGGAUGACCAGGGCAGAAUUCAGGGAGGAAAGAAGGCAGGAGGAGGAGAGAUCAUUCUGGGUUAUGGCGCUGCAGGUUCCAUUGGACGACAUGCCCUUUAUUUAUGCACAAAUAGAGAAGGCUAUUGGGAGGAUUGUUUUGGCACACCCAACGGACGCAUACCCUGCAAGACCAGCUCUGGUCAACGCGUGGUUCGAUUUGGAGUUGGAUGCUCGGAUACCCCCAAGUGUAGGAUCUGCAGACAAUUUUUUCACGAAGAGCAAGAUUGCAGACGUGGAGGAGGAGCACAACAUCGAAGACCCGGUCCAACUCAAUCAGGCUCGAUUCCAGCGCAGCAACAGGGACCAGUGGCAUCAUCGAGUGCUGCCAAUCCAGGUCGAAGUUAUCAAGGCCCAGAAGGAUAAGUUUGCUACACAGGCGGAAUGGUGGGGGGUGGGCUCGAGAAUCUUGAGUAAUCUACUCAAUGUAUUCUCGCGGAUCCUCGCGCAGAACAGGAACAAGGAGGAGAGGAGGCUUCGGAAGAAGGUUCAACAGGCGGAACAGAAGAUGAAACAACACCCCAUUUCAGAACUGACUUGGGGCAAAGAGAGGGUCAGAAGAUUAGCAGAGUGGGAUCAGAAGCAGCAGGAGGAGUCCGAACUCUGGACAGAAAGGACGAAGGUGAAGGGAAUGGCAGUUUAUGUCAGGAUGACCAGGGAGACCUUUCAAAGACUGGCUCCGGCCAGAUCAGGACCAACCAUGAAGGAGUUAAAACAUCCCUUCGAUACAAGUGAACCGGUGGCGUCGCGUCCUCAAGAUAUUUGCAAUUACGCAGUGGCCUGCUACAAGGAUAUCAUGACCUCAAGAAGACUGGGCGAAGGAGCAAACACAGAUCUGUUACAAGGCUCUGCUCAUUGGGACAACACUACAGUGAGGCUGUCCAGGCAAGGCCGUCUGGACCUAGAUCGACCAGUCACAAAGGAAGAGGUGGGGGAGGCUUUCAGAGUGAUGGCAGGUGGAAAGACCCCGGGGAAUGAUGGCCUCCCCGUGGAGUUCUACAGGGACCACUGGGAGGUGAUGAGGGAAGACCUAACGGAAAUAUACAAUGAAAUUCAGUUGGGAGGUAAUCUCCCGGUGAGUGCAUUGGAGGUUCUGGAAGUGGUGAGCAGGGAUGAGAUGGAUAUGUCGGUCCUACUCCUAGAUAUGGAGAAGGCGUACGACCUUGUGAACUGGUCGUACGUGCUGACUUCCCUUAGAAGGAUGGGGUUCGGAGAAGUCUUUUGCACCUGGGUGGUAGCCCUGUACUCUCACUCAGCUGCGUCGGUUAUGGUAAAUGGGCAUAUCUUCCAACCAUUUCAGUUGACCCAAUCCUUGCGGCAGGGCUUCCCUUUGACUCCCCUUCUGUUUGUUGUUCACUUGGAGAUCUUGUUGAACAAUGUUAGGAACAACACUCAGAUUGUAGGCUUGGAGGUUGGUUGCCGACCAUGCAAGGUCAAAGCGCCUGCGGACGACCUGUUCGCAGUUUCUGUUAAUAGUCAGAGCUCAAUGUCCGCUCUGAGGCUCUGUCUCCGACAGUACGAGACAUUGUCAGAAGCAGCAAUUAACUGGUCGAAGUCUGUAUAUCUUUUACCGGAGAAGUACGCACCGGCUGUAGACUGGGGAAUGAAGAGAGUAAAGCCUCAAGAGUCUGAGCGUUUCCUUGGCGUCCAAAUUGCCCUUACCUCUUGUGUGCUGAGGCAAGAGGAGAUCCUUCAGUCCAAAGUUUCGCAGAAGCUGUCCAACUGGGGGACAGCUGCACACAUUUCGUUGUUCGGAAGAGCCCUUGUAGUCAACGUAGCCUUGCUUGCCCUUCUCACGUAUGUAGGGAACGUCCGUCCAAUCAGCAAGAAGACUCAAGCGGUGGUUAAAAGGAAGGCGACAAAAUUCGUAUGGAGACCGCGCGCAGAAGAAGGGGAGGCCGCAAUGUCUAAGGUCACGUGGGAUCUGAUUUGCGCCCCAAGACAUGCAGGGGGACUGGGAAUGGUGGAUCCGGGCAGAAGGAAUCAGGCCUUGCUGGCAAGAUGGGUCCUGAGAGCGAUAAUGGAGGAGAAAGAAAAGCAUUGGAUUCUGCUAGCGGAGGUAAUCCUCAGCAGGGAAUGGCAGUUGUCCCGGGCAGAGGAUGUCUGGGCGUGUGUAUGGAUUGAAUCCUACCUGAGAAGGAGGAUCAAAUCGGAAUUUUGGGGGGCGGUACUGCAAGCAUGGCGGGCGGUCAAACCCGAUAUGUUGAGCGAGCCUCAGACCAAACAGGAAGUGCUAGAACAGAUUUUGUUCGAAAACCCUCGCAUCAGAGGCCCUGAUGGCAUGACCCUCAAAGCGAAUGGAGACUCAGGCAGCUUCGGCAGGGCAUGGAUGGAACGGGGAGUGGUAAGAAUACGGAAUAUGUGGGAUAAAUUUAGCGGUUGUUGGCUCAACGAGGAGGUUUUGCGGGGGAAGUUGUUCCCCUGUAAAUUUACCAAACUGAGAAAGACGCAGAUCUUGGAGGCCAUACCAGAGGAAUGGCUACUGGUUUUCUCCCCUUCUUACCCGGACCCAACAGGAACUUGGUAUGAACAGCUUGCUGCAGAAGAAGCAGAAGCAGGUGCCCCAAGGAGAUUCCUUAAGAUUGUGGAGCAGUCGGAGGAUAAAUUCACGAUAGUCCCGAUAGGAAGGUUGGAGCAAGUCAGGGUGAGGGAGAGAGUGGAGGACGAUGGGGAGUGGAGAGUCUGGAUCUGGAAGGCAGGGAAGCCAAUCAAGCAGCUGAAAGCAGACCCAAAUCAAUGGGUGUGGAGGAGUAGAGGCCCUCACGGGGAACAUGUACGGCUUGACGAGUUCACAUUGAAUUUGGCGCAGGAAGUUUUGGCCCCACUGAGAACCCCCCUGAUGACGGCUUCCGAGAGGUGGAGUAGAAUACUGUCGGUGGACUCGCCAAGGAUCUCUCAUGCCUUAUCGAGCUGUUGGAAACAAAUCUCGGAUGCACCGAACCCAAGGGCUGCAGCGUUGUUAUGGCUGGAGUCGCUAUUGGCAACCCCAUCAGCCGUUUCGCUCAACAGUAGAGAAAUCCUAGUUGAGCUGCAGUGUAAGAGGUGCUCAUGGUCCUUUGAGUCGACCCCACACAUCUGGUGGGACUGUCCAGCGUCCAGGCGAAUCUGGGACUGGUGGGCGAAACAAUGGGGUGUCUGGACGGACCAUGUAAUGAAAUGGGACAGGGAUUGGGUCCUGUUAGGAGGUCUCCCAGAUAACAUCCAUGGGGAACGGGGCUGGGGGUAUGUGGCGUAGGCCAUUAGGGCGAUUGGCUUUUGGGUCAUAUGGACAGAAAGGAAUCAUUCUGUGUUUGAAAGAAAAAUCAUGCCGGACCCAGAAAUCAAAGCUACGUUCAAAC